UUGGUCUUCCAAAAGUGUGGCAGAGUGAAUGUCAUGGGGAAGGCGAAGCGGCCUGGGGCGCGGAGGCAGGCCCACAAAACGCCCGCAGGGGCGUUCGGAGGCCCGGCGAAAGCUAACCCAAACCCAUUUGAAGUGAAAGUCAACAGGCAGAAGUUCCAGAUCCUUGGCAGGAAGACGCGCCACGAUGUGGGCCUGCCCGGGGUGUCCCGUGCCCGGGCCAUCAAGAAGCGAACCCAGACUUUAAGGAGAUACAAAGAAAGGAACAAGUCCAAUGUAUUUACAGAUAAACGCUUUGGAGAGUACAAUAGCAACAUAAGUCCAGAGGAAAAGAUGAUGAAGAGGUUUGCUCUGGAGCAACAGCGACAUCAUGAGAAAAAAAACAUCUACAACCUAAAUGAAGAUGAAGAACUGACUCAUUAUGGCCAGUCUUUGGCUGACAUCGAAAAGCAUAAUGACAUUGUGGAUAGUGACAGUGACACUGAAGAACGAGGAACAUUGUCUGCUGAGCUCACUGCUUCCCACUUUGGUGGUGGGGUCCACAAGAGCACCUCUCAGAAGGAAGAUGAGGAUGGGACAAGCCAAAGUCACGGAAAAGAACUGAUUGAAGAGCUCAUCGCAAAGUCAAAGCAAGAGAAGAGGGACAGACAGGCUCAACGAGAAGAUGCUCUUGAGCUCACAGAGAAGCUAGACCAAGACUGGAAAGAAAUCCAGACUCUCCUGUCACGUAAAUCUCAGAAGUCAGAGAACAAAGAGAAAAAGGAAAAACCGCAGCCGGAUGCAUAUGACAUGAUGGUUCGUGAGCUUGGCUUUGAAAUGAAGGCGCAGCCCUCUAACAGAAUGAAAACGGAAGAGGAAUUGGCAAAGGAAGAACAAGAGCGGCUCAGGAAAUUGGAGGCUGAAAGACUUCGAAGAAUGAUUGGAAAAGAUGAAGAUGAAAAUAAAAAGAAACCAAAACAUACGUCAGCAGAUGAUUUAAAUGAUGGCUUUAUACUAGAUAAAGACGAUAGGCGUUUGCUUUCUUACAAAGAUGGGAAGAUGAACAUUGAAGAUGUCCAGGAAGAGCAAAGCAAGGAAGCCGGUGCCCAAGAGAGUGACCAGAAAGAGGGUGAAGAAGAUGAGAGUGAUGAGGAAGAGAGUGAAGAUGAAAGCAGGGAGGACGAGGAAGGAAGUGAUGGCCCCGACAGCCACUCAGACCUAGAAUCCAGUGGAGACAGUGAGGAGGAAAGUGAGAAGCCAAAGAAGGAGCAGCAUCAGACUCAUGGGGGGAAAUUGCCAAGUGAUGGUCAGAAAGCUCAAAAUGCUGCUGGAACUGAGCUGCCCUAUGUCUUUACAGUUCCUGAAUCCUAUGAGGAUCUGAGGUUUUUAAUAUCAGGAAGACCAACGGAAGAACAGCUUUUGGUGGUGGAGAGAAUUCAGAAGUGCAACCAUCCAAGUCUCGCAGUAGGAAACAAAGCAAAAUUAGAAAAAUUGUUUGGCUUCCUUUUGCAAUACGUAGGAGAUUUGGCUACAGACAGUGCACCAGACUUCAAGACCAUCGACAAGUUGGUUGUGCAAUUAUAUAAUCUUUGCCAAAUGUUUCCUGAAGCUGCAAGCGAUUCCAUCAAAUUUGUUCUCCGAGAUGCCAUGCAUGAGAUGGAAGAAAUGAUUGAGAACAAAGGCCGAGCAGUGUUUCCAGGGCUGGAUGUGCUCAUUUACUUGAAAAUCACCAGCCUAUUAUUUCCAACCUCUGAUUUCUGGCAUCCAGUUGUGACCCCUGCCCUGAUGUGCAUGAGCCAGAUCCUUACUAAGUGUCCAGUCCUGUCCCUGCAAGACGUGAUAAAAGGCCUGUUUGUGUGCUGCUUAUUCUUGGAAUACGUGUCUCUGUCUCGGAGGUUCAUCCCUGAGCUUUUAAAUUUUCUUCUUGGGAUUCUUUACAUAGCAACUCCAAAUACACAGAGCCAAGGUUCCGCUCUGGUGCACCCUUUUAGAGCACUUGGAAAGAAUUCGGAAUUGCUCGUGGUCUCUGACAAAGCAGAUGUGGCCACCUGGCAGAGGGAAAGCAUUCCCUUGCACUGGGCAAGUAGAUUGAGCACCCUGACAGCCACUGAAGCCAAUCACACCAGACUGUCCUGCCUGGCCUCGUGUCUGGCCCUGCUGAAGCACUGUGUACUCAUGUACAGUGCAUUGCCGUCCUUCCAUGCCAUCACCAGGCCCCACCAAGCCCUCCUGACAGAGCAUCUUAUGGGCUGUAGCCUCCCCCAAGAACUUCAGGAGCUGUCUCAAAGCAUACUGUCAGAAAUGGAAAGCCAAAAACAGCACUUCCAGCCACUCAUCUGUGAGAAGAGCAAGCCUGUCCCACUAAAGCUGUUCACCCCCCGGCUAGUCAAAGUGCUCGAGUUUGGACGGAAACAAGGCAGCAGUAAGGAAGAACAGGAAAGGAAGAGAUUAAUCCACAAACACAAGCGAGAAUUUAAAGGUGCAGUCCGGGAGAUCCGAAAGGACAAUCAGUUCCUGGCCAGAAUGCAGCUCUCCGAGAUCAUGGAACGGGAUGCAGAAAGAAAGCGCAAAGUAAAGCAGCUUUUCAAUAGCCUGGCUACGCAAGAAGGUGAAUGGAAGGCUCUGAAGAGGAAAAAGUUCAAAAAAUAAAUUGUUUUGUAAAUGUAAAUAAAGGAAACAUUGUGUGUUGGGGGUGCGGGGGCAAUGUGGAGUGUAGGAUCCCAUCUAUCCCCUGUUAAAAUGUUAAAAUGGCUUCCAGUGACAGAGUGAGCUCAGAAACAUGCUCUUUAAUGAUAGCUACAACACUGAAUGACAUUUUGGGCAGUUGUCCCAUAAAUCUGUGACAAGCUAUCACAAUUUGGGUAAGUACACCAGUGUUCACAUCAAAGUCGCCUACUUGCACACUUCUCAGAUCAUCUGCCACACAUGGCAGAAUGUAACUGAAUCAUUAUGUCCAGAUGAGCCCUUGUCACCAGUGGCUUCCCAG
This is a messenger RNA of Acomys russatus (golden spiny mouse), 2962 nucleotides long. RefSeq names its product NOP14 nucleolar protein (gene Nop14). Gene Ontology annotation, cellular component: small-subunit processome; nucleolus; Noc4p-Nop14p complex. Gene Ontology annotation, biological process: maturation of SSU-rRNA. NCBI's taxonomy places the organism in Eukaryota, Metazoa, Chordata, Mammalia, Rodentia, Muridae. The record is from RefSeq and is a predicted model, not a curated record.